AUGCGUGCUGCUUCCUUCCUCGUCCUCGCCGCCGCGGCCGUCCCUUCGCUCGCGACCAUCUACAUCACCGCGCCCGUCGCUGCUACCUCGUGGGCUGCUGGGACCCAGCAGACCAUUCAGUGGAAUGACGACGGCACCAACCCUGCCCUCGCUUCCUGGGGCUCUGCCAGCGUUGGCAUCUACGUCGGCUCCUCCUCGUCGCAGGUCCUCCUUCAGUCGAUCACCCCCAGCGUCGAUGUCGCGACCACCAGCUCGAUUGUCUUCACCCCCGAUGCCUCCAUGGGCUCCAACGGCCAGUACUACUUUGUCCGCUUCGACUCGCUCAACCUCACGUCGACCACCAACGCCCCUUACAUGCAGCAGUCGUUCUCGUCGAAGUUUACCCUUACCGGUAUGACUGGCACGUUCAACAGCACCGUCGGUGCGCUGGUUUCCAGCGCCGGCUCCGCAGGCAUCGGCUCGACCACCGGUGCCGCCGGCGCCUCCACCGCCGCUUCUGCGUCGACGACUGGUUCCAAGAUCGCGACCUCGACCAAGUCGUCGUCGUCGUCGUCGGCAUCCGCGGCUGCCGCCGGUAAGAAUGGUGCGAUGUCGUCGCUCCCUAUUUCUGCGCUCUCGGUUGCGGCCGGCGUCGCCGCGACCGUCUUCUCGGCGAUGCUCCUCUAA
This is a messenger RNA of Epithele typhae, 666 nucleotides long. RefSeq lists its product as uncharacterized. The transcript has 5 exons. The record is from RefSeq and is a predicted model, not a curated record. NCBI's taxonomy places the organism in Eukaryota, Fungi, Basidiomycota, Agaricomycetes, Polyporales, Epitheliaceae. Gene Ontology annotation, biological process: cell wall biogenesis; (1->6)-beta-D-glucan biosynthetic process. Bases 1 to 666 code for a protein of 221 amino acids.